CAAAGUGUUUUCAAAGUGUAAUUUUUCUCUUUGUUUGAGCAAUUUUGAUGAUAAAUAACAAUAAUGCCUCAAAGAGCUAAGCUACAAUGCAACCGUGAUUCAACCGAAUGACGGUAAUAACUUAGCCCAUUGGUAAAAUAUCAGUUCAUGCUGUUUCUAUUGCCAUACAAUGGAUAUCAAUAAAAGAUAAUAGUUCAAGUGUUGAAUAAAGUUAGAAUGAGGUUUUAAAUUAGUGCUAGUUGCAUUUGCUUACGUAGAAGUAGUUUUGGUUCAGUAGUGCUUGUAUUGGUCAGUUGAAAGUAUGGAGUCGGAGGAUGAUAUUGUCCCUCUGAUUGAAGAUGUAUCUAAUGGAAACAGGGACCUAUUUCUGGGGUUGAACGUGCAGAAUAUUAAUGUGGACCCGGAGUAUGAGCAGGUGGUGUAUGGUUACCGUAAAAGCCGAUGGCGGACGGUGCUGGUGUACUUUUGCUCCGUCCUGACGUGUGGGAUCCCGUUCCUGUUGUUCCACUGGUGUCCCACCUGGUUCCUGUAUUUGACUUCCACGAGGAGCUGCUUCCAGUUAGCUGAUCAAGUUUUGGUUGUUGAAACCUACCAAAAGAAGCACAAAGAUUAUUUUAUUCAUAAAAUAUUGGAGAAAAACAUUGCAGAUACAAGUGGUCUACUUAAUGAGGGCUUCCACGAUGAAGAAAAAGGUGAAAAAACUACAAUUGAGAGCCCUGACGUCCUGCAUACCCCAGUUAUAUUGGAUGAUGGCUCCUCUCUCAACGUCCAACACUACCGCUACUUUCGGCAUAAGAAGCAGUCUCUUAUAUGGGAUUCUUUACGCGCCCACUGGGCCCGUCUCGCGGGCCUUGAAUGUGGGGCCACGUGCGCACAACUACAAGCUAUGGGAGCCCGCGCGCCUUCUAGCGAGCGCCGCGUCCGACUGCUAAACAUCUACGGGCUCAACGAGAUCAAAGUGCCGGUCCAGUCCAUCCUAACCCUCAUCCUGUUGGAAGUCUUCAACCCUUUCUACGUGUUCCAACUGUUCACUAUUGCCGUGUGGUUGGCAGAGCCGUACUACUACUACUGUAUAGCGGUGGUGCUGAUGUCCACGUUUGGUGUGGCCACGUCCGUUAUACAGACUAAGAAGAACCAGCAAAACCUCCGAGCGACCGUCGAAGCGUAUGACACCGUAGAGUUAUGGGACGGUCGAACGGUUGACAGUCGUGCGGUGGCACCUGGUGACGUCAUCGUGAUCCCGCGCCAUGGGUGCACCAUGCAUUUAGAUGCGGUCUUGCUUACAGGCGCCGCCGUACUCAAUGAGAGCAUGCUCACUGGUGAAUCAGUCCCAGUGACGAAGACAGCGCUCCUGCGAACGGAUCGCCCUUUUGACAUGAAGGAACACUCGUCCAGCAUCCUGUUCUGCGGGACCAAGGUCAUACAGACGCGGUACUACAACAACGAACCGGUUAGAGCGUUGGUCCUUCGAACCGGAUACAACACGAGCAAGGGUCAGCUAGUACGCAGUAUUUUAUACCCUGCACCGGCAGACUUCAAAUUCGACCGGGAUUCCUACAAGUUCAUCUUCAUACUUGCCGUCAUCGCGCUCAUCGGAUUGGCCUACACUGUGGCUCUCAAGGCGUACAGAUCUCUGACUCCCGGCGACAUAACCUUAAAAGCGCUGGACAUCAUCACGAUCGUGAUUCCUCCCGCACUGCCGGCGGCCAUGACAGUAGGCCGGUUAUACGCUGUCACGCGGCUGAAGCGCGCGCGAGUGGCGUGUCUCAACACUAGAGCUGUCAACGUCAGCGGCUCGCUGGACUGCAUCUGUUUUGACAAGACGGGAACUCUCACAGAGGACGGUUUAGAUAUGUGGGGCGUAGUCCCAUCAAGCACCGCCACACAACCAGCACAUCUGGGCCGCGCGCUCCGCGACCCAAGGGCUCUUAACGACCUGCACCCGCUGAAGAUUGGCAUGGCAGCUUGUCACAGUCUUACCCUGCUUGAUGCUGAGUUAGCUGGAGAUCCACUGGACUUGAAGAUGUUUGAGUCAACUGGAUGGACUCUUGAAGAGCCAGAUGUGCCCGAAUCCACCAACUACGAAGUCCUGACUCCGACGAUAGUCAAGCCCAAGAAAACUGCUAAUAUCAACGUAGAUGACGUCAAUAUGCCGCUAGAAGUCGGCAUAGUCCAGCAACACCAGUUCGUGUCGUCACUGCAGCGUUCGUCCGUCGUGACGCGGGUCUUGGGAGAAGAUGUCCUCCGUGUGUUUUGCAAGGGAGCUCCCGAGAUGCUGCGGACCCUGUGUCUGCCGGAGACAGGCGUACAGAUCCCUGACUCCCGGCGACAUAACCAUCAAAGCUCUGGACAUCAUCACGAUCGUGAUUCCUCCCGCACUGCCGGCGGCCAUGAUAGUAGACCGGCGUACAGAUCCCUGACUCCCGGCGACAUAACCUUAAAAGCUCUGGACAUCAUCACGAUCGUGAUUCCUCCGGCACUGCCGGCGGCCAUGACGGUAGGCCGGCUGUACGCUGUCACGCGGCUGAAGCGCGCGCGAGUGGCGUGUCUCAACACUAGAGCUGUCAACGUCAGUGGCUCGCUAGACUGCAUCUGUUUUGACAAGACGGGAACUCUCACGGAAGACGGUCUGGAUAUGUGGGGCGUAGUCCCAUCAAGCACCGCAACACAACCAGCUCAUCUGGGGCGCGCGCUUCGGGACCCAAGGGCUCUUAACGACCUGCACCCGCUGAAGAUCGGCAUGGCAGCUUGUCACAGUCUUACCCUGCUUGAUGCUGAGUUAGCUGGAGAUCCACUGGACUUGAAGAUGUUUGAGUCAACUGGAUGGACUCUUGAAGAGCCAGAUGUGCCCGAAUCCACCAACUACGAAGUCCUGACGCCAACGAUAGUCAAGCCCAAGAAAACUGCUAAUAUCAACGUUGAUGACGUCAAUAUGCCGCUAGAAGUCGGCAUAGUGCAACAACACCAGUUCGUGUCGUCACUGCAGCGUUCGUCAGUCGUGACUCGAGUGCUAGGAGAAGACGUCCUUCGUGUGUUUUGCAAGGGAGCUCCCGAGAUGCUGCGGACUCUGUGUCUGCCGGAGACAGUGCCCGACAACUUGAACGAAGUGCUAAGCUCGUACGCGGAGAAGGGAUACCGCGUCAUCGCGCUCGCAACGCGCCUCAUGGAAACCACGCACAAACAGCUUCAGAAGAUGCAUAGAGACGAGGUUGAACGUGAACUGGAAUUCCUCGGGCUGGUGAUAAUGGAGAACCGACUCAAACCGGCCACCACUGGGAUCAUACGCGAGCUGAAGGAGGCUAACAUCCAAGUAGUUAUGAUCACUGGUGACAACAUCCACACCGCUGUGAGCGUGGCGCGCGAAUGCGGCAUCCUGGCCAGCGGCGAGCGAGUUGUGCAUUUAACCCACGACUUGAGCGGGAAGACGCCUGUCAUCUACUGCGAGAGCAUGCUUCGGGGGGCGCCAGUCGGCCGCAAGACAGCAUUACAACGCUCAUGGCGCAGCGUGGACAGCGGGCACGGCUCAUGGCGCGGUUCUGCUUCCAACUCCAAUUCUAACUCUGAGUCGCUGGACGUGGAGGCGAGCGGCCGGGAGCCCCAGUACAAGAUCGUGAUGAGCGGCGAUACUUGGCGGGUGCUGCGAGCGUCCUACCCUCACAUGGUAGGCCGCGUGGCGGAGAGAGGAGCUGUGUUCGCGCGGAUGACGUCCGACCAGAAGCAGCAGCUUAUACUGGAGUACCAGGCGCUGGGGUAUUAUGUCGCUAAUGUCGCUAUGACGUCCGACCAGAAGCAGCAGCUUAUACUCGAGUACCAGGCGCUGGGGUAUUAUGUCGGUGAGUAG
This is a messenger RNA of Ostrinia furnacalis (Asian corn borer), 3841 nucleotides long. RefSeq names its product polyamine-transporting ATPase anne boleyn (gene anne). The record is from RefSeq and is a predicted model, not a curated record. The transcript is spliced from 24 exons. Gene Ontology annotation, cellular component: membrane. Gene Ontology annotation, molecular function: P-type transmembrane transporter activity; polyamine transmembrane transporter activity; ATPase-coupled monoatomic cation transmembrane transporter activity. Gene Ontology annotation, biological process: intracellular calcium ion homeostasis; polyamine transmembrane transport. NCBI's taxonomy places the organism in Eukaryota, Metazoa, Arthropoda, Insecta, Lepidoptera, Crambidae. The coding region runs from base 302 to 3841 and encodes 1179 amino acids.